CAAUCAACGCACAGCAUUCGUUGAACUGCAAUGGCGGACCCAGCGGCGCUACUUGGAGGCGUUGCUCCUCCCCGCGCGCCCGUUAAGAUGUCCAGCUGCGGGGACUGCGUGGUGAUGAUGCUGAAGCUGCUUUCAGACUUUCACAAACAGCUGAACUUGGGUGAUGCUGCUUUGAGGAUGGAAGUCAACCUUGAUGCUGUGAAACCUCCGUUUCCCUCAGCUGCUCGGGUCCACGCCGGUUUGCAGGAUCACAUCGCUAAAUUACAGUUGGUCUCAGACGACCUGAAGUCGCUCGUGGACAGUUCUGCAAACAGCGACGCGUCAGCUGAAGCUGUCAGAGCGCCGGCGGAAGCGGCGCACGGGCGCCGAAGCUCAGAGGACACGACAGCUGCUGACGUCACGGUUCAGAUCAAAGCUGGAAAAUCAGAGAUUGAGCGAAGAAUAUCUGCAUUUAUGGAGCGCAAGCAGAUGGAGAUCAAUGAAAACAAUGUGCGCGAGUUUUGCAACGUGAUCGACUGCAAUCAGGAGAACAGCUGCGCCAGAACGGAUGCGGUUUUCACCCCGUACCCGGGCUUCAAAAGCCACGUCAAAGUUUCUCGUGUUGUGAACACUUAUGGUCCCCAGACCGGUGGUGCUGGGGGGGGGGCCGGAGAGGCUGGGGAGCAGCCGAGGGGGGGGACGACCCGAGACUGUGGAAAUGCAGCCAUAGAGGAGCGACUUCGGAACGUUGAGACUCACCUGAGACUCCCUGCAGCGGGGCCGGUGCCUCUCAGCGUCUUCCACAGGCUGAAGAAGCUGGAGGAUCGGAUCCUGGAGCUGGAGGGGCUGUCACCCGAGUACUUUCAGUCCACGAAUCACCUGCACAAGCGACCAAAACCGUCCUUCACUCAGGCCUGCAGCCUGACGGAGCUGGAUGAGAGGAUCAGCGCCGUCAGAACCGCACUGAUGAAGAAGGCGACUCAAUUCGGGCCUGGAUUUGGGAGCGACUGUGGGCUGUGAUUCACUCUCCCAAAGCCAAACAAUGGCUUAGCUAAUGCCUCACCUGUGGUGUCAUCAGCUCACCUUUCAUUAGCAGCAUUCUCAGCAUCCCUCACUUCAAAUCAGGGCUGUUCCCAAAACGCUCCGGAGCCCAAGGAACAAAAGACGCAGCAAAUGGGAUCAAACAAUGAGCACAGCUUCCAACCUGACAUUAUACUCAGCAGCCGGGUCUACGUCCUGCUACCUCUGAUGGGCGUGCACGUAUGUGCAUGUUCCCAUGUGCGUGUGUGCCUUCAUGUUUAUGGGUUUGUGCAAUUUGUGUGUAUGUGUGCAUAUGUGUGUGUUCCUAUGUGCACACACAUCUGUUGCUAUGUGCAUUUAUGUGCAUGUGUGCACACGUGUGUGAUUUCAUGUGCACACAUGCACAUGUAUGUCUGUGUGUGUGUUUAUGUGCGCAAGUGUGCAGAUGUGUACGUGCACAAACGCAUGCAUGUGUGUUUAUGUGCACACAGGUCUUGUGUGCACAAAAACACGAGUGUGUGUGUGUGUUUAUGUGUGAUUGUGUGUGUGUGUUUAUGUGCACACAGCUCAUUUGUGUAAUGCUUAAUUAAACAAAUGAGCUGAUUUCUGCACGUCUGUUGGGGAAAUGGGCGGAACCAGGAGAACGGCGUCGAGCGGGACGCCGCUCCGCUCGGCGCUGAGCGGGACGCCGCUCCGCUCGGCGCUGUGACCGUCCUGCUGCUGAGAUGGUUUUCAGGUUCCUGUUCUAGAAAGGCUGAUCUACGUUCCUUUGGGUCUUCUGCUGGAAUGAAAGCUGUCAGAAGAAUUCUGUUUGGACUUUUGGCUUUUUCUUCUAAAAGUUGAUUAAACAUGAAUGUGUUUGAUGAAAAUAAAAUGGGACAAGUUUCAAAUCCUGAA
This is a messenger RNA of Oryzias latipes (Japanese medaka), 1896 nucleotides long. RefSeq names its product MAP3K12 binding inhibitory protein 1 (gene mbip). The record is from RefSeq and is a predicted model, not a curated record. NCBI's taxonomy places the organism in Eukaryota, Metazoa, Chordata, Actinopteri, Beloniformes, Adrianichthyidae.